AUGGUGGGCGUUCCAGGACGUUCGAAAGGCUGUGUGACAUGCCGGAAGAGAAAGAAGGGUUGCGAUUUGGCCCAGCCCGAGUGUGGUCAAUGCAAGGAACGCGGCAUCACAUGCGGAGGCUACGAUUCGGAUCGCAUAUUCAUCUACCAAACUGGAGGCGGGUCUCCCCGUUCUAUACCAAAAGUAGGACGGCAUGCGACCGCCUCAAAAUCUCCCGAGCAGCCACAUCGGCACACCAUGCAGAUUGUGCAUGUAAAGCCUGCGUCUGAUCCAGGGACACAGAAACUCCGUCCUGUUCCAGUACCAAUCAUGUUGCCAGAUGGGCUUGCCAGAUCUGCUUACAGCGAAAAGACGAUUGCGACUUUCCUAAGUAUGUACAACCCAGAGGGAAUAAUUCGCACCACCAACACGGACGCAAAAGAGUUUGUGAGCUUGUUGCCCAUGCUCAGUACGCGCGAUGAAGCACUACAGAUGGCCGCUUUGGCAGUCGGUAUAACACAGCUUGGGAUAACUUCGAACAACGAAAGUCUUACACGACAGGGAAGAACGUUGUACGGUAAAGCACUGAAGGAAACGGCUGUAGCUCUACAGAACCCUGUUCGAGCGAGUAGCGAGUCACUCCUUGUUGUACCGCGAGUCAUGGCCCUAUUCGACAUGUUGUUUGGUGCGGAACCAAACACGACCAGCCAGGCGAAGAGCUGGCUCAAUCAUUGUGAGGGCGAGCUAGCUAUGAUAGUCAGUCGUGGGCCAGAACUAUUCGCGGAGAAUGACGAAGCACAUAUGUUGUUCACUAAUGCAAGGUAUCGACUACUGGGACCUGCUACCCGCGCCAGAAAACCAACGAUACUGAAUGAGGAAAGAUGGAAGACAAUACCCUGGAAGGGACGAAUCAAGUCAUCCGACGAUGUUCUCAUCGAUAUCCUCUGCGGCAUACCCGAGCUCUUGGAAGCUGUGGACAAGUUGCAGUUCCAAUGCAUGAGUGAACAAGAGAGAGAGGGGCUACAAGUGUACACGUUAGCAAGAUGCUGGACACUGCACUUCGAGCUGGAGGCUUGGGUUAACGACAAAGCGAACGCCAUAUACACACCUCAGAUUGUCAACAACUCAACCUCUAUUACCUUCCCCAACAUUGAUGUUGCCAGCAUCACAGUCCGUUAUUGGUUGACGGCUCUUUUCCUCUACUCUUGCCUCGACAUCGCAAGCGGUAUCGAUCCUUCCACCGACAACCUACUUUCGCAUCCCGAUCGCCCGCACCCCCGGCCUUUUGCAAGAAUGAUUAUGAAGUCAGUCGGAUACUUUCUUCAAGAGCAAUUCGGCAUAACAGGUGUCAUGGCUAUAUGGCCGCCUCUUGGCCAUGCACUGUUCUACCUGAACAGGAACAGGAAACCUGACGAGGAAUACAUUAUGAGCAUAAUGCGCAUUUGGCAUCAACCAAAGUUGCCGAGCACAAUGAGGGUAUUCUUGAAGAGCUUCAGGGAGACAGUCGAUAUGAAUACUCUGCUGGCGAGGCCUGUGAGAUUAUGA
Molecule: messenger RNA, 1524 nt
Organism: Alternaria burnsii
Lineage: Eukaryota; Fungi; Ascomycota; Dothideomycetes; Pleosporales; Pleosporaceae
Exons: 3
Coding region: 1-1524 (507 amino acids)
Biological process (GO): regulation of DNA-templated transcription
Molecular function (GO): zinc ion binding; DNA-binding transcription factor activity, RNA polymerase II-specific
Source: RefSeq, a predicted model, not a curated record